This is a messenger RNA of Ciona intestinalis (vase tunicate), 2293 nucleotides long. The record is from RefSeq and is a predicted model, not a curated record. Lineage: Eukaryota; Metazoa; Chordata; Ascidiacea; Phlebobranchia; Cionidae.
UAUAAAUAUAAAGUAAUGAAAAUGUAUGCAUAAGCUGGCUUGGAUAAGACAAUCCUCCGUGACAUCAUAAUAACUUCCUUGGUCGUGUUUCUUUAGCGGAUGUAGCAAGAAACUUUUUUUACAUCAACAUUGUUACGUGUGGCAUAAGACAAAGGGGUAUAGGAAAGGUGCACAGAAAUUAAACCGUUUUGGAUACAAAAUAACGUUUUACGAUUUUUCAGGAUUUAUUUAGGUAAACAAAGUGCAUUGAAAGUAUAGUAUAAUAACACUGGCAGAACAUAAAUGGAUGCAGGUUUGGGAACAACAAUGGCUGCGACAGUCGUGUCAACGGUUGCGCAACUGAACGUAACGCAACUGAACGCAACACAACCUGACAUUGACUAUUUACGAGCAAGUUCAUUUCGGUACUUUGGAAUCUGCGUCGCAAUCUGGGCAAUCUUUGUCGGUUCUAUCGGAAACCUUCUGACCAUUCUUGCAUUUUUUUCGAACUCAAAGCUGAGAACAACAUUCAAUGUAUUCAUCGUUAACUUGAGUAUUGUGGACUUUUUAACGGCUUCUCUCAUGUUGCCAUUUAACUUGGCCGGAUACGUACAAAUGGCGUGGCCAUUUGGACCUUACGAUUUUACAGCGAGAUUUCAAGCCUACAGUUAUUUCUGUUGCGGCUAUACGUCCGUUGUAUUUCUAGUUACUAUUACCGUCAAUCGAUUCAUUGGCGUUGUAAAGCCGGGAAAGUAUAACGACUACUUUAAUAAACAAAGGGUGAUAUGUAUUCUCGUAUUUUGCUGGACUUUUGCCCCAAUUUGCUUGAUACCAAUGUUAACCACACACCCAAUAUGCGCAAAACAGAAUCCCAGCAACCCUACCAACUCAAUUACUGGCUUCCACCCAAAGCAAUUCAUUUGCACAUUUGUGUGCGUACCAUGGGACGAAUACAUGCAGGUCGCGAGAGCUGUGUUUCAGUUUCUGCCACUUGUGAUUAUGGUGGUCUUAUACAGCAUCAUAUUCACACGGCUUGAUAGGCAGCGUGAGCGCAUACACGCCACCAUGCGGAAAGGGAGGAGCGCUUCAAAUGCGACAGGCAUUAACUCGGUUUCUGUGAGCGAGGCCAGUCCAACAAAAAGUGUAAGCACAGACCAGAAUAAACGAUCAGUGUCGAUCGUAAAGGAUAAAAACAACUUGAGAAAAAGUAUAAUGCUGCGAAAAACUAGCAGUGCUGAUAUGAGUAAUGCAAAACGGAUAAAAGACAACAGACGCAUGCUGCUCAUCAGUGUAACAAUCUGUAUUGGAUUCAUGAUAACAUUUCUUCCAAGUGUUAUUGUGAACUUGCCACCUUCCGCAACAAGGAGAGCGUUUGACGUUCGUGUACACAUGGCAGCAUCUAACAUGGCGUGGUUCAACAGUUCUAUCAACCCUAUUAUUUACGUCCUGCUAAAUAGAAGAUUCCGCAAAGAAUACAAGCGUCUUGUUCUCAUGUUCUUUGGGCGUGUUCGUGGAAGUUUUAUGCACGAUUCUCUGAGCACGACUACGCCUCAACAGAAGCAUAAAGUUGGAAUAAACGUUUCAAUGCAGCCUUCAGCAUGAUUUGACCGUUAAACUGCUUGUUUAUACCCAAUUAUGGGAACCCAAAGGCAGAUAUGUCAUUUCAAGCGAUCAAACGGACAUACAUAUACAUAUAUAGAGUACUGUGGGGGUAGAUGGGACACAUUUAGCACAUAAUAUUUAAAUAUCCUGAUCUUGUUUUAAACAAUUAACAACAGUCUAUGGGAUUCGUAGGGAUACGGUUUUAUAAUCCCUUGAAUGUUCUUUGUUUACUACGAAAUGGAACGAGAUAAAUUUAAAAGGUGUCCCAUGUUCCCUCACCCUACUAUACGUAUAUUAAAGAUGUAAAAACGUUGAGAUUUUUUGCCCAAGUUCAUAAUGUUUCUUGCGAUGUGACCAUAGUUUUUCCAAUAUGAUAUUGCUUUUCGGGUUAACUUAAAAAAUCACGACUAACGUUAUACUCUUUUAAACACUUCAUUGAGAAAAAUCUGUUUGACUUUAAAACGGCACCUUAUACCAUUGUUCCUGCUACUGUACGUAUAUAUUGCACAAAGUGACAUUAUAUUACAUACGCCUUUGCAUUUUUCCGAAUAUUUUUGACAUUGCACAUCCGCUUAUUAGCGUUUAUUUUUGUAACGAAACGUAAUCUCUGUGUCCACUGUUAAAACUUGGUUUAUUUUUUGUUCAUUUGUGUUUAAUGAUUAUAUUUUAUUUUUUCAUUGUGUGUUGAAUAAAAUAUAACUAUCCUGCGUCA